Messenger RNA from Plodia interpunctella (Indianmeal moth), 1822 nucleotides. RefSeq lists its product as uncharacterized. The transcript is spliced from 4 exons. NCBI's taxonomy places the organism in Eukaryota, Metazoa, Arthropoda, Insecta, Lepidoptera, Pyralidae. The record is from RefSeq and is a predicted model, not a curated record. Bases 309 to 575 code for a protein of 88 amino acids.
CGUGAGCAGUUCCCGUCCGGACGGCGUCGCAGGAGGAUCUCUUUGUAGUGCCCCCGCUUCGAUUUCUCUCUCGAGCGAACUUCUCGUAACAAUGACUGCGUACCAAAACGUUGCGUUUCACGGACCAGUCCCGGAGUGAAGUGAAAAUCCGCUAAGUGUUUCUGACUUUCUUGUCCCGGAAAAUGUCUUCGCGGAGACACAUUUUGUGUUUUUAUGGUACUGCAAUAUAAUGAAGGUGAAACGACGACGAGCCCUGCAUAAUUGAGACCAGCAAAGGAAGCUAUACAGUACGCCCGGAAAAAAUCAAAAUGAAGAUUGUCGUUAUAGGUCGUAUGGGCGUGAAGACAGGCGCAGUGGUGUUGGUGACCGCGGGUGAGGUGUCGGCGCGUGUCGCAGGCAAAGUGGGCGGCUACUCCAAUAAGAAAGGAGGUAAAUCAACGAGCGGUAUCAACGAAGAAAUAAUAUGGAUAAGCAUCAGUAUGGCGAUAGCGAUAGCAAUUCUCAUAGCGAUCGCCUUGUGCUACAUCCUCAAGCAGAAAUGCACGAAGCGCUCCAACUACCGGGAGCAAUCAUGACGGUACAAGCAGGAGUUCGCCAAGCACGCCUUGGCGGACUCCCUUUCUGACCUCAGCUUCCCCGCGUACACCCUCUAUCCGCAAUUCUCUCCUGAUGGCAAAGAGUAUUUCUACAAUUUCCACCGCUUCGCAUACAUACGAGACAGCUAUAAGCUGCCGCCUAAAGACUAUCCCGUCAAAAGCAAAGACGAAGUAUAUAUCAAUGCGUGAUUGCUUUUACAAUUGAUUUGGUGUUCACAGAAAGUUAAUACGUUCUUUUACUUCUUGUAUACUUGAAUACAUGUCUCUUUAAUAUGAAAUGUUCUCAUCCUAUCCUAUUGUAUUUUGUCUAUGUAUAUUACAUUAUCCGAUGUAUAGAUAUAUAGAGAAAUAUGUGUCUUGUAUAUACAUUUGUUUAGUAAGUUUUAAAUUAUUAAUUAAAUAUUUGAGUAGAAUAUUUGUUAGUUGAUGUGAGUGAAUGUAUCAAAUUAGCUAUUAAAAUACUUAAAGAGUUUAAAAAAUGAGAAUUUAAAUUAUACAAACUAAGAAUUUAAUGAAAUGUAAACGAACUGACGUUUAAUUUAACUGUGAUAGUAAAUUCAGGCUUUGAAGAAAAAGUGCUUAAACUUUUCAAACCAAAGCCUUGAUAGCGUUAUUUAGUGCAAAGGUAGGGACAAAAUAUUUUACAGUGUGUGUAUCGACGCUAUCAGUAGAUUGCAAUAUUCGUGUUCAAAUUUGAAUCUUGGGUCUUGAAAUAUACAACGUACUUUUGACUAGCAAGUGUCUCUAAAACGCCUUCAUAAAAUGUUAUGAUUACGACUUCUGUACGAAAUUGGGAUUAGACAGUAAAAGUUUAGCUAAAACCUUAGAAGAUGAAUGAGAUAUUUGAAUUAAAGCUGUCUUUUUUUAAACUCAUAUCCAAGUUUUGGCUAUAAAGUUUCCCGAAAAGCGCCGUAAUCCAAAAUGCAUAAAAAAUUAAAAUCCAAACGAACUUUUAACUUACAGCAACCUAGUACGCCAAACAUUUAAAAUGUCAUUAAACCUACCUAAUUUAUUUUUAUAAUUUCACGUUAAAUAUAUAUAAAGAGAAUGUAUAAAUGAUCAUGUAUGUAUCUGUACCAAUGUGUAAAUUAUUAUUAUAUAUAUGUAAUGUAUUUAUAUUAGUUUAAAUUAGUGUUAAAUGAAAUCCUAAAAGAGCAUUUAAAAACGAAUCAUUAAUGACCAAAUAUUACCCUGUAUUAUUUUAUAGAAAAUAAAUGUUUAUGAAA